Molecule: messenger RNA, 1431 nt
Organism: Diaporthe amygdali
Lineage: Eukaryota; Fungi; Ascomycota; Sordariomycetes; Diaporthales; Diaporthaceae
Exons: 4
Coding region: 1-1431 (476 amino acids)
Molecular function (GO): FAD binding
Source: RefSeq, a predicted model, not a curated record
AUGACGGGGGCAGCUCAGGAUUCUCCAUUCCGGGUAAUUGUCGUGGGGGCCGGGAUUACUGGCUUGCUUGCGUCUCACGUCUUCCAGAAGCUGGGGAUUGAUCAUGUCGUGCUCGAGAAGCGCCAGUCGGUCGCACCCCCUGAGGGGGCCAGCAUUGGUAUCUAUCCCCACGGCGCUCGCCUCCUGCAUCAGCUUGGCUGUCUUGAGGCACUUGCUGAGGCAUGUGCGCCUCCUGGGAAAUGGAUCAUCAGACGUCCGGACGGCAAGGUUAUCAUCGACAGCGCAUUCUUUCAGAAUCUCGAAAAGAAUCACGGCACAGGCAUGUUCUUAUUGGAAAGGCGUAAAUAUUUGCAGAUACUUUUCGACUGUCUCCCGGACAAAAGCCCCAUUCGAACAGGAUGUGCAGUCACGAAUAUCCAGCACACUGCCACCGGCGUGGAGGUGACUCUGAGCAAUGGAGAAAUCGAAGUCGGUGAUGUAGUCAUUGGUUGCGACGGAGCUUAUAGCAGCGUAAGGAACUUCAUGUGGCAGCAUGCCGCUUUGACAGAGCCGGGCCUAAUUACUGCUGAAGAGAAAAGAACCAUAAAGACACAUUACAAGGGUUUAAUCGGCAUGACUCCCCGCCCACCAGACACGGCAGAGAAUGACUUGCUCACAAAUCACGGGAAUAAACGAUCGUUCCUCGGUCUUUUGACGCCAAAACACAUGUUUUACGCUUUCUUUUUCCGCCUUGACGAGCCCAUGGUCUGGCCCAGGAGGGCACAGUUCACAGACCAAGAUGCCGAGGUUCUGGCGGAGAGCGUGGCCGACUAUCCUGUAUCCGACACUCUGCUGUUUGGCGAGCUCUGGAAGGAUAGGGUCCGGGGUUUCCUUGUCCCUCUGGAGGAGGGUGUUCUGGACCACUGGUAUCAUGGACGCAUUGUCCUUGCUGGAGACGCAUCUAUGAAGAUUACCCCAAACAUGGGACUCGGCGGCAACUCCGGCAUGGAAUCUAUCGCCGUCCUAUGCAACCACCUGCACCGGGUGCUUAAACAGACACCAGCGGGGACAAAACCCGGGAUUGAGGCGCUUACUCAGGCCUUCUCCGGGUACCAGGCCGAACGACUUGCACGAGCCCGCCAGGUCUUGGCGCUCUCGGGCUUGGUCCUCCGGAUGCAGUCCGGCGCAGCCCCCUGGUACAAGGCCAUGGGCAACUUGGUCCUCCCUAUGAUACCCGACCAGACCAUCGCGGGUCAAUUUGGCAAGUUCCUCCACCAGGCUCCAAAGUUUGAGUUCUUGGAUUCGUCGGGUUUUCCGCGCGGGGCUAGGCCUUGGAAGGAUGAAGAGGAUGCUCACCUGAAGGGGGAAGCCAAAAACAGUGAUCAGAGUCCACUACUCUGGGUAUCUGCUAUGGGGUUAGUGGCGGCGACAGCAGCUUUCAUGCUUUGUUGA